UAAACUCUGCAAAAAUUCUCUGCUGCAAGAAAACAGGGGUGAUGUCAUCAGAAGAUGAUGCUGGCGGGGAGGCUCCUGGUGGCAGUUUCUGGGAGGCUGGAAACUACAGGCGGACAGUGAAGCGUGUGGAUGAUGGGUACCGGCUCUGCAAUGACUUAAUCUCCUGCUUCCAGGAGCGAGCCAAGAUAGAGAAGAACUAUGCCCAGCAGCUAACAGAGUGGUCCCGUAAGUGGAGGACCAGUGUAGAGAAAGGUCCACAGUAUGGCACUCUGGAGAAGGCCUGGCAUGCCUUCCUGACAGCUGCAGACAAACUGAGUGAAAUUCACUUAGCUGUCCGGAACCACCUGGCUGGUGAAGACUCGGAUAAGAUCAAGGCCUGGCAGAAGGAGGCCUACCACAAGCAGAUGAUUGGAGGCUUCAAGGAGACAAAGGAGGCAGAGGAUGGGUUCCGCAAGGCCCAGAAACCCUGGGUGAAGAAGAUGAAAGACGUGGAGACUUCUAAGAAAAACUAUCAUGCAGCCCGGAAGGAAGAGAAAACAGCCCAUACAAGGGAGAACCAUGCCAAGGCAGACUCAUCUGUCUCACAGGAACAGCUGCGCAAGUUGCAGGAGCGUGUAGAGAAGUGCACUCAGGAGGCUGAGAAGUGCAAGGAUCAAUAAAAAAAAAAAUUAAGCAGCUACAAGCCCCGCUACAUGGAGGAUAUGGAGCAAGUGUUUGAGGGCUGUCAGGAAGCAGAGCGCAAGCGAUUGUGCUUCUUUAAGGAGAUGUUCCUGAAUCUGCACCAGCAUCUCAACCUCUCCACCAGUGAAAGCUUUCAUGCGUUGUAUCGAGAUCUCUACCAAGUCAUCAUGGCUGCAGACAACCAAGAGGAUCUGAAGUGGUGGCGCAACACUCAUGGACCAGGCAUGGCGAUGAAUUGGCCUCAGUUUGAGGAGUGGUCCCUUGAAACACAGCGGCCAAUCACCAAGAAGGAGAAGAGUGGCAAGAUGGCUGACGAUGUCACGCUGACCAGCAUUUUGCCUGCACGGGAUGGUGUUGUCUCACAGACCCCUCUGCAGACAAGGCAAGGCAGUCCUGGGAGGAGUCAAGACAUUUCGGAGUGGUCAGAUGAGGACACUCCCAAGAAGUGCCUGGAUGCCAACGGGCACGAGGAGGACAUAAAGGUACCAGGUGUACGGGUACGAGCGCUGUAUGAUUACACAGGACAGGAGGCUGAUGAGCUGAGCUUUAAAGCAGGUGAAGAACUAAUGAAGAUUAGUGAAGAAGAUGAGCAGGGCUGGUGCAAGGGCCGACUUCUCACUGGCCAAGUUGGACUCUAUCCUGCUAACUAUGUUGAGAAGGUUGGAUCAUGAUUGCUGCUGCCCUGCUAGUCUCUCGCAGCCAUACCAGCAUCUCCUGCAAAGGUCACUGCUGGCCCAAAUCCACCUUUGCAGUAUAUCCAGCAACUUCUGGACUUUGAGGGCAUGUAUCCCAUGUAACUAAUGCUUCAUUUUAAAUGCCUAGACCUGUAGGGAUUUUCUAAUAAAUAAACAAGGGUGAGUAA
This is a messenger RNA of Opisthocomus hoazin, 1543 nucleotides long. The record is from RefSeq and is a predicted model, not a curated record. Lineage: Eukaryota; Metazoa; Chordata; Aves; Opisthocomiformes; Opisthocomidae.